Molecule: messenger RNA, 3381 nt
Organism: Ficedula albicollis (Collared flycatcher)
Lineage: Eukaryota; Metazoa; Chordata; Aves; Passeriformes; Muscicapidae
Gene: CHAD
Product: chondroadherin
Exons: 4
Coding region: 155-1240 (361 amino acids)
Cellular component (GO): extracellular matrix
Molecular function (GO): protein binding
Source: RefSeq, a predicted model, not a curated record
GUGGUUUGUGGGAACGGAUUUUGCUUUUUAAUAACAUUAUAAAUAGGGCUGUGUUCAGUAUGCUGCAAACCCGGUUACUCUCUCUCUCUUUCCCCCACCCAUCACUCUCCUCCUCCUGCUUCUCUUCCCACCACACUUAAUUCCAGAUCUGACCAUGAAUGGGUCAGGCUUCCUCCUCGGUGUCCUCAGCCUGCUGGCAUGCCUUGUCCCCACCAUGCAGGCAUGUCCCCCCAGCUGCCACUGCCACGGCGGCGAGCUGCAGCACGUCAUCUGCGACAACGCGGGGCUGAAGAGGAUCCCCAAGGUGCCUGAGCAGACACGGCUGCUCAACCUGCAGAGGAACAACUUCCCGGUGCUGCCCAGCAACGGCUUCCGAGAGAUGAAGAAGCUGGUGUCUCUGCACCUGCAGGGCUCCCGCAUCAGGGAGAUCUCCAGCGGAGCCUUCCGCGGGCUCAAGAGCCUGGUCUACCUCUACCUCACCGACAACCAGAUCAGUGUCAUAAAGCCAGGAGCCUUCAGCGAUCUCUCUGACCUCACCUACCUGUACCUGGACAAGAACAAGAUCCCAGACCUUUCCAAAGGGCUCCUCUCCCCUCUUGUCAACCUCUUCAUCCUGCACUUGGGCAGCAAUAAAAUCCGGGAGCUGAAACCAGGGGUCUUCAGUGGGGCUAAAGAUCUGCGCUGGCUCUUCCUCUCUGACAACUCCCUCACCAACCUCCUGCCUGGGGCCAUGGAGGAUGUAGAGAACCUUGCUGUCCUCCACCUGGACAAGAACCAGCUGAGCAGCUACCCUGUGAAUGCAAUGAGUAAGCUGAGAGUGCUGGAGGAGCUGAAGCUUUCCCAUAACCCCAUUGAGGUCAUCCCUGACAACGCCUUCCAGUCCUUCGGGCGAUACCUGCAGACACUCCACCUGGACAACAUGAAACUCAAGAAGUUUGCAGACAACGCGUUUGCCGGUGUGACCGUGCUGAAAGCCGCCCACCUGGAGAACAACCGGCUCACCCAGCUGCCCAGGAACUUCCCUUUCGACAAAAUGGAGACGCUGACCAUCUCCAGAAACCCCUGGCACUGCAGCUGCCAGCUGGCACCUCUGCACAAGUGGCUGAAAGGCAACCGCACCCGUGCAGAGGACGCGUGCUCCACGCCAGCCCAGCUGCGGGGCCAGCCCAUCAGGGACAGCCCGGCCCUCCGCGCCUGCAGGCUGCCCACCAAGAGGUCCAGGAAGGGGAGCCGCCACUGAACGUGCUAGCAGGCUCCAGCAUGGCCCGUCCUGGUGACCGGUCACUUCAACCAUCAGAAACUACUGACUUCUGAGUCCUUCCUUGAGCUUCUCCUGCCUUCAGGAAACACUUCUGAUCUAUCUGAACACCCGCAGCCUCCUCCAAACCCCUGCUUCUCUGCUGAUCACAAGGAUGGAAUCCACCUUCUCACCCUUUUCCAACAUCUAUGUAUUUUACAAGAGGCGUUUUUAAAAACCAAACUAUGCAUGACCACACUAAGACAAACCAAGCUAGAUCCUGCAAGUAGAACACAUUUUACCAGAAGAAACAUAACCCACACCCAGAUCAACCAGCUGGGCGCUGUCUGUCCCAUUCCAGAGGAGGGGGAGCAAAUGGGAAGGCAGGAGCAUCCCUCCCCAGCUGCUUGAUAAGGGAAAUUGGCCCCAAGCCACGCAAAGAGACUCCCCUGCCUUCCCACAGAGGGGAUCCCUGCAGGCCAGGGCUCAGGGGACAGGUGAAGCAGUGACCAAGAGCUGGUGGCCCUGAGGCAGCAAUCUCCCAAAUUGGCCAGAAAUCCUUUAAGGGAAGCAGUACUGGGAACCUGCAGACCUGGAGCCAUCUGAAGCCCGGAUUCCCUCCUGCUCUGUGGGGUCACCACGAUGCCCAAGAGGGGAAGGUGGGCACGGUGCAGUUGGCUCAGGCACCCCUCCUCUCCUCCCCACCCACACUCCAGAGGAUCUAGCAGGACACCAGGAUGACAGUGGUUUAUUGUCACAGCUAUUACAAUGCCACAGUUGCAAUUCAACUAUGUUUUUUAAUCCUAAGGAGUUAUAUAAAUAUAUGUCUAUUUAUUCCUCUGUAACAGUGUAAAUGACCUUUAAGAGGGUGAAAACUCCUCUGCCUCCUAUAUAGAAAUUGAAUUGUAUAUUUUCUUAUGUACAUCUUCUGUAUAAAGCUCUUGCUGCAAAGAUGAAAUCAACAAGUCCCUGUGUGUCUGUCUGAGGGCUGAAGGGAUCAGGAGUAACAUGAGACCAGUGGCACAAAUAUAGAUUUAAUCCUCUUUAUCCCAUGGGCAGCACAACUGUUUGGGAGGGUUUUAUUAUUUCUCUUGCUACAAAACAGGAACAUGUGACACCUAAUGAGUCCUGAACACUCACAGUAAUGCUUGAAAAUAUUUUGUGAGGCCAAACUCAAGCUUACUAUAAAAAUAGGUAGCUGUCACCUGACAGAGAUCAAGCAGCAGCACCAAGGCUGUCCCUGGUGUUUUCAGUUCAGCAUUAAGAGUAUCAUAUCUGGGAAAAAAAACCUGGCUGCAUCCAAGACAGCUUCAGGACAGAUGCCCUGGAUUCCCCUAGUCUGUGGCAGAGCACAGAGCUGUCCCUGUAAAACCCUGGUGCUGGUGCAGUCAGGGUCUGCCAACAACAACAGCCUAAUCUGAUUCCCAGACCCACAUGUUUGUCCAUCACUACUGGCUGCUUCCUCAGCCUUGGGAAGCAGCAUGGUACCAAAAUAAUUUCCUUUAGGGUAAAACAAAACAGUCUUUUUCUGGCUCAGCCAUGCAGAUGCAGGACAUGCCUAGGAGAUGUGGCACCUAGAGGGCCACUGAGCCCCUGGCUGGUGGCCUGUCCCCCACAUGAGCACAUGCUGGUGGCUCUUGCACAGGGUGAUGGGGCAUGGUGGAACAGCAGGACACACUGCCCUGCUGGCACUGCAGCAUUUGGUGCUGCACAUGUGGAGGGCACCAUUCCCACAACCCAAUACUCAGACACGAUAAAAAUCACACAGUGAGGUUUUACAGGAAAUCCAGGAUGGGGAAAGAAACUCCACAAGGGGAAUGCAAGCAUCCAUGAACCAGCACUCUGCCAUCAUAAUACUGGCAGGGUGUACAAUUGAAUGUCAGUGGAAGUUUUGAAAUGAGCAGCAGAAUUUCACUUAACAACAUUGAAUGUGACGUCUUGUCUUCUUCAGAAGCUUUCCCCCCAGACACAUCAGCAGCAAGCAGGCAGGACCCCCACUUCUGCCUUCCAGGUGCUCUGAGCCUUCCCUCUUCAGCCUGAUCCCAGCAGGAUCCAGAGGAUCCAGGACUGCCAGGUGCCACUGUGGUCCAGAGAUACCCAAACUCGCUGUCUCACCAUGACAAACACCCCUUGCAGCUCUGGUC